AUCAAAUUCUACGGAGUGCAUAUAUUUCUAUUCCAAGUCACUGAAGUUACGGCCAAAAUGGCUGGACAGUCGUCGUCUCAAACCCAAACAGAAACACUUUCCGAAAAAGAUAUCAACGAUGGGGCUCAGCUAGUUUCAAGCCCUUCUCUACAUCUGUCGAAGAAACGUCACCACUUUCUGGCGUCCGAGUCUUAGAUCUGACACGUAUUCUGGCUGGACCAUAUUGCACGAUGAUCUUGGGAGACUUAGGAGCUGAAAUUUUAAAGAUCGAGCGUCCGUUAGUGGGUGACGAGACGCGUAAGUGGGGCCCACCCUUUUUUCAAGGCACAAAAGAGUCGACAUACUUCGCGAGUGUAAAUCGCAACAAAAAAAGUCUUUGUAUCGACAUAAAGAAAGGCAAGGACGUUAUUUAUGAUCUAGCGAAAAAGUCUGAUGUAUUCAUUGAAAACUAUGUCCCUGGCAAGCUGGCCGAAAUGGGCUUGGACUACAGGUCUUUGAGCGAAGCAGCACCAGGGCUGAUCUAUUGUUCGAUUACUGGCUAUGGCUCUGAAGGUCCGUAUGCCACUCGCCCAGGCUACGAUGUGAUUGCGGCUUCCUUGGGUGGUCUAAUUAAUAUAACAGGUCCCAAAGAUGGAGAGCCCUGCAAAGUAGGAGUUGCCGUCACUGAUAUGGCCACUGGUUUGUAUGCUCACGGAGCAAUAAUGGCUGCGCUACUCCAAAGGUUCAAAACCAACAGAGGACAGUGGAUCCAAUGUAAUUUACUCUCUACCCAGGUCGCCAGCCUAGUUAAUAUUGCUUCUAAUUACUUAAACGCUGGUAAGGAAGCUUCAAGGUGGGGUACGGCACAUGAGAGUAUUGUACCUUAUGAAGCAUUCCCAACUAAGGAUGGAUUUAUUUCUGUGGGAGCUGGCAGUGACGUACAGUUUUUAGCCCUGUUAAAAAUGAUGAAUCUAACUAACUUGGAGAAAGAUCCCAAAUUUAGAACAAAUAUCGAUAGAGUAAAACACAGGGUAGAGCUCAUCAACAUACUUAGAGAUAACUUUAAGACCAAAACCAGUGAUGAUUGGUCUGAAAUUUUUCGAGAUGCUCCCUUUCCAAAUGGACGUAUCAAUACGAUUGGCCAGGUCUUUGACGAUCCACACAUUAAGCACAUAAAGUUGGUCAAAGAAAUGAUCCAACCAAGCAUAGGAAAGGAUAUACCAACUAUGAGAUUAUGUUUACGUAAGCCAAAAUCCAGUAAAAAAGUUCAGUGGACACAAGGAACUGUCGAUAAUGAGCAUAUGAAUAAAAAAAAGUCUAAAUGCUGCUGUAUAUACGAAAAACCAAAAGAAUUUGGUGAGAGUAGCUCAGAAGACAGCGAUGAUGAGUGUGAGCACUGUCAUGGGCACAGAGAUAUUCAUCAUAAGAAUAACUCGAAUGAAAAUGAGGCACCUCAAGGAGCCAUACCGUCUCAACCUGAACCAAUUGCUACAGGAUCUGCCUAAUUUUUAAGGGUUGAAGCAUUUUUAGAAAUGUUGAUAGGUAACCCAAUGUUGGCUUCGCAUCUUAGAUUUGAGUUCAUUGUUAGGUUGACAAGGUUAUAUAAAAUUUUGAAGGAUAUUUUGCCAGAUUUUUUAUACGGAGUCUUUUCACCUUUUUUCCAAGCGAUAUUACCUAUUCACUUGGAGGAUAGAUCUGUCUUAAAAAUGUAGCCAUAUUCGUUGCGUAAUUCCAUGAACAUACUAGUAGAUGAAGAGAUUUCUGACACUUCAUUUAAAUAACAAAUAGUCAGAAAUGCAACAUAGUAAAUGUGUCAAAAUCAAAAUUAUCAACUGCCUUCUGAGUUCUAAUUGCUGAUUUUUAUCUACUUUCUAAACAGCUUAUAGAAAGCUGUUGUGCUAGUUAAAAUUUGCAAUUGCUCUGUAUUUGACGCAGGCAAUUGCAGUUUGUGUAUAAAUAACUAUGAUGUAAUAGUUACAUUGAUGAGUUUUGUCGAAGUCUUGACUUCCAAAAAAUUUCAAGGUGAAACAAACACUAUAGUCGAUCAGUCAAUCUUUGGAAAUUAUACACGUUCAUAUGAUAGUUGAAUUACAUACUGUAGUGAAACUUCGUGUUUUGAUCUAUACCCAUGAUAUGUCAUUUCAACUGAUGAAAUAAUCGUGAGAGAAGGGAAUACAAAUCUUCUCUAACUAAUAGUUUUACCUAGGUCGUAAUGUUUUCAAUCUUCCAAUUGUAGACACAUUGUCUUGGGUGUUGCUCAAUAUUUGUUGGGUAUUGGUUGUGCGUUGUAUAUGUAAUGAAUAUUCUUAGGAACUCUUGUAUAAAAUUGAGAUCAUUUGAUUAAUUUAUUUCGAAAUCCUAAUUUUCAAUAUUUGUUUUUUAGAAACUGUUAUUUCUACUUGACAUUAAAUAGUUUCAGUCGUAAAUUAAAUUACAAGGAAAAAUUAUUUAACGAAUCAAAUUUGUAGUUUUGCUUUGUCAAUACUUUUGCUAUACUUCAAGCUAAAUAAUGGAGCACAAUAAAUUUAUUUUCGAAUUUGCAUAAUCGAAAGCUCCUAUAACAUAAAAUAUACAACUAAGUAACUUAUUAUGCAAUACAAGUGCGAAAGAAGCAUAGGUCAAGCACAUUGAGUCCCACAUUAAAAUUGAGUAUUUGAAUGCAUGCUCUUUUUUUGAAAUAUUUCGAAAUCAAAUUUAAUUUAUCGUGAUAGAAAGGAAUAUAUAUUUUUAUACAAGGAAAAUUAUUUUUGAAUAAUUUUCAAGAGAUGUUUAGUUCACAAUUAAUCAUCGUUUGCUGUAAUUCCUUGUCAUAAAAGAUAGCUAUAUUUCGCUUCUGAAAAAUUCAUCUAAUCAGCAUUCCAUGUAUUUUUGAUGUACAAAGGUGUCCUUUCACGGUUCACUGUAUCAUACAUGUAAUGAGUAAAAAAAAAGAGGGAAAAAAAAACAUAGUUGUAAAGUGUGGAAUUAAAAUUUUGAAGGAAAAGCUGAACAGGGAACAGAGCUCGUGACGUUAGUAUUAUGUUUAUUCUUAAAUUAAUGUACAAUAUGAAUUAAGUACGUCUUGUAUACUUCACAUCAACUGAUUUAAUUAAGAUACGAUUUGCAAUCGACAUAUAAAAAUUACAUAUUUUUGCUAUUUACAGAUCGACUUGAUGGUGAAUCACAGAAAUUUUUUUCCCCACUGCAGACUAAAUACAGUUUCUGGAAUAUAAUAUUUUCAUCUAUUCCUUGUACUUCCAUUUUUUGAAUUGUAAUUUACCAUGCUAAACAAAUGACAAAAAAAACGUUCAUCAUGAAAAUUCAUUAAAAUUGAAGUUAUUGUAAUUCAAGACUAUGAUGUCACGUCUUGCGCAUUGCAACUUUUAUGCCGGAUGUUUCUGUCGUAUCUAAUACGUCAUCAAUAAUGGAAUUGUAGCAUGCACGCUUGUGAAUCUACAGUUAUAUAUGCUGCAAUAUCUAUAAAUUUUAGUCAAGUUACAAACUAUACUUCAAAGUAGAAGUAAUUCAAACAACUUAUAACGAAAUUUUCAGUCGUGAUUCCUGCACGAAAAAGUGAAAUCUUUGAAACCAGUAGAUAUUCAUACAACUGAAGAAAACCGUUCACUUGUACAUAUUAGUUAUAACCCUACACCUAGUGAAGUCACAACAUUGCAAAUUGUUAAUAAACAAUUGAUCUUUCGUUUGUUCAA
This is a messenger RNA of Neodiprion virginianus, 3668 nucleotides long. Its product is annotated as succinate--hydroxymethylglutarate CoA-transferase-like. The record is from RefSeq and is a predicted model, not a curated record. The transcript is spliced from 6 exons. Gene Ontology annotation, molecular function: catalytic activity; protein serine/threonine phosphatase inhibitor activity. Bases 231 to 1484 code for a protein of 417 amino acids. Lineage: Eukaryota; Metazoa; Arthropoda; Insecta; Hymenoptera; Diprionidae.